Molecule: messenger RNA, 1347 nt
Organism: Mycena indigotica
Lineage: Eukaryota; Fungi; Basidiomycota; Agaricomycetes; Agaricales; Mycenaceae
Product: Glyco-18 domain-containing protein
Exons: 7
Coding region: 1-1347 (448 amino acids)
Biological process (GO): chitin catabolic process; carbohydrate metabolic process
Cellular component (GO): extracellular region
Molecular function (GO): chitin binding; chitinase activity
Source: RefSeq, a predicted model, not a curated record
AUGCCUCUACCACUACCUUCACCCUUCAAAGCAAGUUUUUUACUCUUCGUCGCGGCUUUUCUCUCCUCCUUACUGCUCUGGACUGCUCCGCGACGCGUUUCUCUUAGCGACCUCUUCAGCGGCCGCCACAACAACCACACUCCCAAUAUGUCCAACAAGGGAAAAUACACUGUUGCGUACUUCGUCAACUGGGGAAUCUACGGCCGCAAAUUCCCGCCCUCGUUGAUCCCAACUGAGCAUCUCACCCACAUCCUAUACGCCUUUGCCAACAUCAAAUCGGAUGGCGAGGUCGUCCUCUCCGACGACUGGGCUGACAAAGACAUCCACUACCCGGGAGACUCGUGGAACGAUUCGGGCAACAACCUCUACGGCAACUUCAAAGCGCUAUACCUUUUGAAGAAACAACACAGGCACCUCCGUACAUUGCUUAGCAUUGGAGGGUGGACUUACUCGCCCUCAUUCCACCCUGUCGUCGUCAACCCCUCGCUACGGGCCAAAUUCGUGCAGUCCGCAGUCCGGCUGCUGGAGGACUUCGGGCUGGACGGCCUAGAUGUGGACUACGAGUAUCCGUCCAACCAAGAGCAAGCGGUGGGGUAUACCGAGCUUCUUCGGGAGCUCCGGUAUGCCCUCGACGAACAUGCGAGAAGUAAAGGGACCGACUACAGAUUCCUGCUUACCAUCGCGGCGCCGUGUGGCCCAGACAACUACCAGAAGCUGGUGGUUAACCAAAUGGACCGGUACCUCGACUUUUGGAAUCUGAUGGCCUACGACUUUGCUGGCUCCUGGGACAGUGUAGCGAACCACCAGGCGAACAUUUACGGCGGACCUAUCAGUGCUUCAACAGCAGUUGAAUGGUAUAUCUCUCAAGGCGUUGAGCGCUCCAAGCUGAUACUUGGAGUCCCUCUUUAUGGUCGCUCAUUCAUGAACACAGAAGGCCCCGGAAAGCCAUUUUCUGGCAUUGGUCCGGGAAGUUGGGAGCAGGGGGUAUACGAUUACCGCGCGUUGCCGCUUCCUGGUUCGCAUCUUUUCCGUGAUGAGAAAGUCAUGGCGAGCUGGUCGUACGACUAUAACAAGAAGGAGAUGAUCAGCUUUGACACGGAGGAGGUGAUCCGAUGGAAAGCAGAGUGGAUUGCCAACACUGGGUUGGGAGGGGGUAUGGCGUGGGAGAUGAGUGGUGACAAGGGCCGUCCGCGAGAAGGCAUGGAGGGCGGUCCUGGUAAGGACCCACAACCUGGACAAAGUCUUCUUCAGGUGCUCCAUGAAUCGAUGGGCUACCCGGACCGGAGCUACAACUGGCUCAAGUACGAAGGCAGUCGGUUUGAUAACAUGCGCAAUGGAAUGGAAUAG